AUGCGAAAUAUCUUACAACAUUAUGAAUUACUUUCUCCGUACAAUGCUUCAAAAGCAAUUUCAAUUGUCGAAUCGGCAAACGAAGCUUGUUUAUCGCAAUUUUUUAUCCGCAUCAAAAAGGAAUCCGAAGGCAUCAAGAACUACAUUAUGGAAACGCAUAACUGGACAGAUUCGGAACUGCUUCCAUCCCGGUGCAAGCAGUCUAGUACCGAUGACGGGUCGGAAUACAUUACCGAUUUACCGAAAUUAUUUGUCGAUUUACCGAAAGUACUUACCAAUUUGUGCAGUUUCCCCUUGGCAAACAAAUAUCGACAGCAGAAUUGGUGA
This is a messenger RNA of Brugia pahangi, 327 nucleotides long. The record is from the annotation of a GenBank genome assembly. NCBI's taxonomy places the organism in Eukaryota, Metazoa, Nematoda, Chromadorea, Rhabditida, Onchocercidae.